CAGAGGAAGCUGGAAAUUCAAUAAGGAAAAACUUGAGUUCUUUGUUCUGCUUCCAUGGAUGCUGUAUUUAGAUUUGCUCAUGGCUGCACUUUCAACAGCCCAAGAAGAAAAUCAUAUUUCAGUGUUCGUCAGAUUGUAUUCUUCAAUUUUCCUGCUGGAAACAAAGCCAAACAACAAUCAAGAUAGGUCAAGCAAAAAGCAAAAUCAAAAUGCCAGAGAUUCUCCAAGAUUCCAGGAAAGUAGUGACCCUCCUCUGAUUAGAGCACUGAAAGUCUCAGCUGAACAAAAUGCAGCUGAUUUUCACUUUCCAGGACACAACAGAGGGCGAGCAGCACCAUCAUCAUUAACUCAGCUCAUUGGUCUGAAACCAUUUAUGCAUGAUUUGCCUCAGUUUCCAGAGCUGGACAACCUGUUCCGUCCUGAGGGCCCAAUUUUAGAAGCACUUCAGGAAGCAGCACAGCUUUUUGGAGCCUCAGAGACAUGGUUCCUCGUUGGAGGAACCACCAGUGGAAUUCAAGCUGCCAUCAUGGCAACUUGUUCCCCAGGGGAACAUAUAAUUCUUCCUAGAAACUCCCAUGUAUCAGCCAUUUCUGCUUUGGUGUUUUCUGGUGCAAAACCUGUAUACAUAAUGCCUGAAUAUGAUUCCAACUGGGACAUUGCCGGUGGCGUCACCCCAUCACAGGUAAGUAGAGCAAUCCAGAUUUCAGAGAUGGAAGGUAAAAAAGUAUCAGCAGUUUUUGUCACUUCACCAACCUAUCAUGGCAUCUGCAGUAACUUGAGUGAGAUUUCAAAGAUAUGCCAUUCCAAUGGAAUUCCCUUAAUUGUCGAUGAGGCUCAUGGGGCACACUUUGGAUUUCACCCUCAACUCCCUCAUUCUGCACUCCAACAAGGGGCUGAUUUGGUUGUCCAAUCCACCCACAAAGUUCUCUGCUCUUUAACUCAGUCAUCAAUGCUGCACAUGUCUGGAAACACUGUAGACAGAGAAAGAGUUUGCAGAUCUUUACAAUCACUUCAAAGCACAAGUCCCAGUUAUCUACUUUUAGCAUCAUUAGAUGCUGCCAGAGCUCAAAUAAGUGACAACCCAGACGAGAUUUUCAACAAGGCAAUAGAUUUAGCCAACCAAGCAAAACAAAAGAUAACUAAAAUUUCAGGUAUCUCAAUCCCAGAACUUCCCAUCUUCCCCAACUUCCCUGCAAUUGAUCCAUUGAGACUCACCAUUGGGUUCCAGCAACUUGGUUUGUCUGGCUACAAAGCAGAUGAAAUUCUACACAAGAAUCAUGGCCUCAUUUGUGAACUUAUUGGCACCCAAUCUGUAACUUUAGUCAUUAAUCUUGGAAUAUGUGAACGUGAUAUUCAGAGGCUGGUGUCAGGUCUAGAGGAUGUGAGCUCUUAUGGAUCUAUUCUAAGAAUUGAAGGAAGAAGCAAAGUUAUUGUUUCUGCACCCUUUACAGACAUCAGAAUCAAGAUGAAUCCUAGAGAUGCAUUUUUUGCAAGAAAACGAAGAGAAAACAUUAGAGAAAGCGUGGGAGAAGUGUGUGGGGAGCUGAUAUGUCCUUACCCACCAGGGAUUCCAGUGACAAUCCCAGGGGAGGUCAUAACAGAGGAAGUCAGAGAUUUUCUGCUGCAUCUGAAAAACAAAGGUGCCUGUAUAACUGGUGCUUCUGAUCCCCAACUCUCUUCAAUCGUUGUUUGCAAUGUGUAGGAGAAAAGUGAAAAAUAACUCAUGAGUACAGCACUUUUCUUGAUUCCUUAUGGUUGGCAUAGUUUUGAAAGGGAUCCACGAUUCAUGUGAAGCGCUCGAACACAAGACUUUGUGGCAGUAGAUACUACAAGAUUUAAGUCUUUGUCACUGCAUUGAAAAAUUUGCUGUGAAAUAAAAUUUAGUAGAGUUAUUUUUAAUUGUUCUCGCAAAUUGGGGAUACCUUCCGUCAUUGUAUUUGAUCUGUUUUUAUCUUUGUCUAUGUAAUUUUAAAAAA
Momordica charantia (bitter melon) is the source of this 1976-nucleotide messenger RNA. RefSeq lists its product as uncharacterized. Gene Ontology annotation, molecular function: catalytic activity. The record is from RefSeq and is a predicted model, not a curated record. NCBI's taxonomy places the organism in Eukaryota, Viridiplantae, Streptophyta, Magnoliopsida, Cucurbitales, Cucurbitaceae.